CAAACAGAGUAAAGCUUUUUUCGAUUGGCUAACCCAGCCGGCGACAACCUCGCAGCGCUAUUACCGUAUUGCAAACGUCUAGAGAUCUGUUGCGACUCGAGAGAUCGAGAGAGAGAGAGAGACAGAAAUAGAGAGAAAGUGAGAGCGUGCGCAGCAGAGUUCACGGUUUACGAGUUUGAUUCCCAUUCCUCGGCCAAAUCAGAAAGUCACUUUUUUUUCCUUUUCUCGUCUCCUCUCUUUUAGUUCCUUUGUGUAAAUGGCUAUGUACAUCCGAGUUAAGCGUAACAAGACAACUUACUUUAUCCAAUGUGAUCCAACUGAGAAAAUUCUGGAGAUUAAGCAGAAAUUGCAAGUCCUUAUUGAUAAGCCAGUUAAUGAUCAGCGACUCAUCUCAUUGUCAAAUGGGGAAGUGUUGGAGGAUUCAAAGACAUUGGCAGAACAAAAGGUUGAAAAUGACGCAAAGUUGGCUUUAACUUUGAGAAAAGAUGACAAUGAAUUUGAGGAUAUCAAUAUUGUAAAGCCAGAUGAUUUCUACCAGAGUCGAGAUGGAAUGGGGGAGCCUUGACCUUGGGAAGGCAUAGCUGCAGGAUGUAGUUAAAGCCUAAUACACAUACUAUAGCUCUCAUGUGUUUAUUGUUGGAUUUUCUAGUAUCACAAUAAUAUGUAUUAAUAGUUUCAACUUUGAAAUGAGAGUUUCUUGUGCAAGCUUGAAACUUUCAUUCUAAUUAAACGGACAUUGUGAAAAAUGAGUUUCUUGAACAGUGCAAGCUUGAAACUUUCAUUCUAAUUAAACGGACAUUGUGAAAAAUGAGUUUCUUGAA
Molecule: messenger RNA, 821 nt
Organism: Manihot esculenta (cassava)
Lineage: Eukaryota; Viridiplantae; Streptophyta; Magnoliopsida; Malpighiales; Euphorbiaceae
Exons: 5
Coding region: 257-565 (102 amino acids)
Molecular function (GO): protein binding
Source: RefSeq, a predicted model, not a curated record